GACUAUAUAAAGCCACCUUCCUGGAGUCUUGAGGACAGAAAUAGAGGAGCAGCCAUGGCCUCUCCACAGCGUCAAGGGAGCCUCCAGGAUCUCAACAUCUGCCUUCCCAGAACCCUGUUCCUCCUAGCCCUUUUGGGCGGGGUGUCCAGCCACAAGGAAUGUCUGAUACUGCAAUCGGCUGAGGGCAGCACCGUCUCCUGCCAUGGUCCCACUGAGUUUCCGAGCUCCCUCCCCGCCGACACUGUCCAUCUGUCAGUGGAAUUCUCCAACCUGACGGAACUGCCCGCCGCCGCCCUGCAAGGGUGUCCAGGUCUGCGGGAGCUGCACCUCUCCAGCAACCGCCUGCAGGAGCUGUCCCCCGGGCUGCUGGCUCCCGUGCCCCGGCUGCGCGUCCUGGAUCUGACCCGCAAUGCUCUCCGCAGCCUGCCCCCCGGCUUGUUCCGCACCUCGGCCGCCCUGAGAACCCUGGUCCUGAGGGAGAACCAGCUGCGGGCGGUGAGCGCGCGCUGGCUGCAGGGCCUGCACGCCCUGGGCCACUUGGACCUGGCAGAGAACGGGCUGCGCUCGCUGCCCGCCGGGCUCCUCUCCAGCCUCGGCGCCCUGCACACCCUCGACCUUGGGCACAACCUGCUGGAGUCGCUGCCCGAGGGACUCCUGAAGGGCCCAAGGCAGCUGCAGCGCCUGCACCUGGAAGGGAACCGGCUUCGGAGGCUGGGGGAUGGCCUGCUUGCGCCCCAACCAUCCCUGCGCGUCCUGUUUCUGAACGACAAUCAGCUGGCCGCGGUGGCGGCCGGUUCCUUCCGGGGUCUAAAGCAGCUGGACAUGUUGGACCUGUCCAAUAACUCUCUGUCCAGCACGCCCGCGGGCCUGUGGGGGUUCCUGGGGAGGCCGACCCGCGACAUGCAGGACGGCUUCGACAUCUCCCACAACCCCUGGGUCUGUGACAAGGACCUUGUGGACCUGUACCGCUGGCUGGACGCCAACCGACACAAGAUGUUCUCUCAGAACGACACGCGCUGUGCGGGGCCCGAGGCCGUGAGGGGACGGCGGCUGCUGGACGUGGCAGAGCUGGGGUCCCUGUGAGGAUGGCGACUGGGGUGCGGACCAAGGGCACCCCGCUCGCUCGCCACUGAGCCAGUCUGAUCCCCUGUCAGCGCAGAUUCCCAGCACCUGCAUUCCCUGUUUCCGCUACCGCCUGGCUCCCUCGCUGGCUCCUCCCCGCUCGCUUGCCCCAACUCUUCGGCCUGUGCGGGACCCCAGGCCACCAUGGGCUUACCUGGCGUUGCCUCGUCUGUUUCAGCGGUCACCAAAGCAGUUAAUAAAACAGCUCCCAGGCUGACUGAACAGC
Molecule: messenger RNA, 1348 nt
Organism: Arvicanthis niloticus (Nile rat)
Lineage: Eukaryota; Metazoa; Chordata; Mammalia; Rodentia; Muridae
Gene: Lrg1
Product: leucine rich alpha-2-glycoprotein 1
Cellular component (GO): extracellular matrix
Molecular function (GO): protein binding
Source: RefSeq, a predicted model, not a curated record